ACUCACCCCAGACACACAGGCAUGCACUCACCCCAGACACACAGGCAUGCACUCACCCCAGACACACAGGCAUGCACUCACCCCAGACACACAGGCAUGCACUCACCCCAGACACACAGGCAUGCACUCAACCCAGACACACAGGCAUGCACUCAACCCAGACAGACACACAGGCAGGCACUCAACCCAGACAGACACACAGGCAGGCACUCAACCCAGACAGACACACAGGCAGGCACUCAACCCAGACAGACACACAGGCAGGCACUCAACCCAGACAGACACACAGGCAUGCACUCAACCCAGACAGACACACAGGCAUGCACUCAACCCAGACAGACACACAGGCAUGCACUCAACCCAGACAGACACACAGGCAGGCACUCAACCCAGACAGACACACAGGCAGGCACUCAACCCAGACAGACACACAGGCAGGCACUCAACCCAGACAGACACACAGGCAGGCACUCAACCCAGACAGACACACAGGCAGGCACUCAACCCAGACACACAGGCAGGCAGGCACUCAACCCAGACACACAGGCAGGCAGGCACUCAACCCAGACACACAGGCAGGCAGACACUCAACCCAGACACACAGGCAGGCAGACACUCAACCCAGACACACAGGCAGGCAGACACUCAACCCAGACACACAGGCAGGCAGACACUCAACCCAGACACACAGGCAGGCAGACACUCAACCCAGACACACAGGCAGGCAGACACUCAACCCAGACACACAGGCAGGCAGACACUCAACCCAGACACACAGGCAGGCAGACACUCAACCCAGACACACAGGCAGGCAGACACUCAACCCAGACACACAGGCAGGCAGACACUCAACCCAGACACACAGGCAGGCAGACACUCAACCCAGACACACAGGCAGGCAGACACUCAACCCAGACACACAGGCAGGCAGACACUCACCCCAGACACACAGGCAGGCAGACACUCACCCCAGACACACAGACAGGCAGACACUCAACCCAGACACACAGACAGGCAGACACUCAACCCAGACACACACACUAACGCACUCUGAUUUUGAAGUGGUGGCAUGGGUGUGGGCGCUGUGUGUGGUCCUGACAUUUUUGUGAUUUUUAUGUCUAACGUGCUUAUGUUUGUUUUAACCUGUUAUGUCUGGGUGGUUGUCCUAUGUGUGUGUCCUAUAAUUGUGUAUUCCAUGUGCUGUUGUAAACAAGGGUUGGAACCGUUUCAAGGAAAAUAACGAAAUGAUUUGAGGAACAGAACUGAAAGUAAUCUAUCCUGUUCCGGGAACAAAACUGUUAUUUUAAAAGCAUGGGAACCAGUUAAUAACGUUAGUUGACGUCCCGGGAGAAGAAUGGAUUGACUUUUUCAAUGCCAGUUUUAAGGAUACUAUAGUUAUCACGUUUCACAUUGGAUUUAUUCACUACAAAAAAAAAGCAAGAUGCUUUUAAUUCCAGUGCUGCUCUGCACACACAAGCUUGUUAGUUAGCUAAUGUUGGCUCUGGUCCAAUGUUAAACCAACUUGGAAGUUCAAAGACAUUGAAAGUUUCUCCAUAGAAGCCACUCCUCCGUAGGUAUAAUACUGUGGGCCUAAUUCGGAUAACGCACGUCAUAACAAAAUGCCCAGCGCUUCAAGGCAGCACAAUGUGUUUGUCUUUCAAUGUGAUUAAACCAUGCUGUUUCCCGACUUUCCUAUACCGAUUUUAAAAUCGCUUACCCGCUCCACAGCAAGCAGCUUUGUCCGCACUGAUUGGUGAAGUAAUUAAAUGUCAUAUCUAUCCAUACAUACAGUACCAGUCAAAAGUUUGGACACACAUACUCAUUCAAGGGUUUUUCUUUAUUUUCUACAUUGUAGUAUAAUAGUGAAGACAUCAACUAUGAAAUAACACACAUGGAAUCAUGUCGUAACCAAAAGUGUUAAACAAAUCUAAAUAUACUUCAGACUCUUCAAAGUAGCCACCCUUUGAAUUGACGACAGCUUUGCACACUCUUGGCAUUCUCUCAACCACCUUCACCUGGAAUGCUUUUCCAACAUAUGCUGAGCAAUUGUUGGCUGCUUUUCUUUCACUCUGCGGUCCAAACCAUCUUUAUUGGGUUGAGGUCGGGUGAUUGUGGAGGUCAGGUCAUCUGAUGCAGCACUCCAUCACUGUCCUUCUCAGUCAAAUAGCCCUUACAAAGCCUGGAGGUCUGUUGGGUCAUUAUCCUUUUGAAAAACAAAUGAUUAGUCCCACUAAGCACAAACCAGAUGGGAUGGCGUAUCGCUGCAGAAUGCUGUGGUAGCCAUGCUGGUUAAGUGUGCCUAGAAUUCUAAAUAAAUCACAGACAGUGUCACCAGCAAAGCACCAACACACCACAUGCUGGGAUCAUCUGUUCACCUACUCUGCGUUUCACAAAAACACAGCGGUUGGGACCAAGAAUCUAAAAUUGAAAGAUUUUCCACCGGUCUGUUCAUUAAUCGUGUUUCUUGGCCCAAGGGAGUCUCUUCUUAUUAUUGGUGUCCUUUUAGUGGUGGUUUAUUUGCAGCAAUUUGACCAUAAUAUGGACUGUUCUUGUUGUAAUAUGGACUUGGUCUUUUACCAAAUAGGGCCAUCUUCUGUAUACCACCCAUACCCUAUCACAACACAACUGAUUGGCUCAAACGCAUUAAGAAGGUAAGAAAUUCCACACAAAUUAAGGCACACUUGGUGACUACCUCAUGAAGCUGGGUGAGAGAAUGCCAAGAGUGUGCAAAGCUGUGGCUACUUCGGAAGAAUCUCAAAUAUAUUUUGAUUUAUUUAACACUUUUUUUUGUUUUGGUUACUACAUGAUUCCAUGUGUGUGUUUAUUUCAUAGUGAAGACAUCAAAACUAUUAUUCUACAAUGUAGAAAAUAGUCCAAAUAAAGGAAACGGUUGACUGAUACUGUAUGUAUAUUCACAUUUUCCAAUUCCGAACGGGUUCAGAGCCUUAUUUUGCUGGUUGGAAGAGUGGAACGGAAUGAGAAAAAUAAUGGUUCUCGUUCAGAACAAAACGAUUGGAAAAUGUCGGUUCCAACCUCUGGUUAUACAGGGCAUUCAGAACAUAUUCAGACCCUUUGACUUUAUCCACAUUUUGUUACUUUACAGCCAUAUUCUAAAAUGGAUUGAAUAGUUUCUCUGUCUACACACAGUUAUGACAAAGCAAGUUUUUAUUUUUGCCAAUUUAUUAACCACCCUGGGAAAUAUGACAUUUUACAUAAGUAUUCAGACCCUUUAGUCAGUACUUUGUUGACGCAGCGAGUCUUCUUGGGUAUGACACUACAAGCUUGGCACACCUGUAUUUGGGGAGUUUCUCCCAUUCUUCUCUGCAGAUCCUCUCCAGCUCUGUCAGGUUGAAUGGGAAGUGUUGUUGCUCAGCUAUUUUCAGGUUUCUCCAGAGAUGUUCGAUCGGGUUCAAGUCCGGGCUCUGGCAGGGCCAAUCAAGGACAUUCAGCCACUACUGCGUUGUCUUGACUGUGUGCGCUUAGGGUUGUCCUGUUGGAAGGUGAAUCAUUGCCCCAGAGGUCCUGAGUGCUCGGGAGCAGGUUUUCAUCAAGGAUCCCUCUGUAUCCCCAUCUUUCCCUCGAUCCUGUCUCUCAGUCCAUGCCGCUGAAAAACAUCCCCACAGCAUGAUGCUGUCACCACCAUGCUUCACCGUAGGGAUGGUGCCAAGUUUACUCCAGACGUGAUGCUUGGCAUUCAGGCCAAAAAGUUAAAUCUUGGUUUCAUCAGACAAGAGAAUCUUGUUCAUCAUUGUCUGAUAGUCUUUAGGUGUCUUUUGGCAAACUCCAAGCGGGCUGACAUGUGCCUUUUACUGAGGAGG
This is a messenger RNA of Oncorhynchus keta (chum salmon), 3818 nucleotides long. RefSeq names its product filaggrin-like. The record is from RefSeq and is a predicted model, not a curated record. Lineage: Eukaryota; Metazoa; Chordata; Actinopteri; Salmoniformes; Salmonidae. The transcript is spliced from 2 exons. The coding region runs from base 47 to 1054 and encodes 335 amino acids.